CAUAGAAAGCCAUCCCUGAUGAAACACCACACAAGCACAGGGGCACUUGAGGUCACUGAGACCACCUGUACUUCCCUCCUUUACUCAGGGAUAAAAGAGAGCAAGCAGGAAGCACCAGCCUCCACAACCUUGGCAACCUUCCUGGAAAGAUGCAGCCUCUCCUGUUCCUGCUGGCGUUUUUACUAUCCCCUGGGCCAGAGGCAGGAUGGAGCCACUGUUUGCGGACCUGAACUUCUCUGCUUCCAGAAUCCCGCAGGCACUGGCCCUACAAACUCUCCUUCAGGCCCAUUGGGGGUCAUUCCUUCAUGCAGCCAACAAACAGCUUUUGGGCACCCACUAUGCAUCAGGCCAUGGGAAACAGGCUAUGACAACAUCUAGAUCCCUAAAUGGGAGAUCAUCGGGGGACAUGAGGCCUGGCCCCACUCUCGCCCCUACAUGGCAUUUGUUCAAAUUCUGGUUGAAGAAAAAUGGAAGAGCUGCGGAGGUGUCCUCCUGCGACGGGACAUUGUUCUGACAGCUGCUCACUGCUGGGGAAGCUCAAUCAAGGUGACCCUGGGGGCCCACAACAUCCAGAAGCAGGAGAGGACCCAGCAGGUCAUCUCUGUGAAGGAAGCCAUUCCCCACCCAGACUAUAAUUCUAAGAAGAUAGCCAACGACAUCAUGAUACUAAAGCUGGAUAGAAAGGCCAAGCUGUCUGAAGCUGUGCAGCCCCUCAGCCUGCCCAGGGGCACAGCCCAGGUGAGGCCUGGAGAGGUGUGCAGUGUGGCGGGCUGGGGGAGAGUCGCCCCAAAUGGCAGAGGGUCAGACACCCUGCAGGAGGUGGAACUGACCGUGCAGCAGGACUGGGUGUGCGAAUACUACUUUCACAAUUACAACAGUACCACUCAGCUGUGUGUGGGGGACACGAAGGAAAAGAAGUCUUCCUAUAAGGGGGACUCCGGGGGCCCUCUCAUGUGUAAGAACAUGAUUCAGGGCAUUGUCUCCUAUGGACGAAGAGGCGGGAUUCCUCCAGGGGCCUUCACCAAAGUCUCAAGUUUUCUGCCCUGGAUAAAGAAAACCAGAAGGGGCCGGCCCCAUGGUGGAGUGGCUAACUUCCUGCGCUCCACUGCGGUGGCCCAAGGUUUUGCCCAUUCACAUCCUGGGCGUGGACAUGGCACGGCAAAACAUACCAUGCUGAGGCGACAUCCCACGUGCCACAACUAGAAGGAUCCACAACUAAGAAUAUACAACUAUGUACCAGGAGGCUUUGGAGAGGAAAAAAAAGGAAAAAACUAAAAUCUUUAAAAAAAAUAAAAAAGAAAACCAUGAAAAGCCUCUAACUGUAAGAACCAACCUACCUUCUCUGGAGCUGAUCCAUAAUGACACCAGCAACUAAAUAAAUGUCUCUGAGCUGAGCGGGAA
Messenger RNA from Equus caballus (horse), 1401 nucleotides. Lineage: Eukaryota; Metazoa; Chordata; Mammalia; Perissodactyla; Equidae. The record is from RefSeq and is a predicted model, not a curated record.